AAAUUUUUGAAUGUUUUAAAUAAGGCUCAUAAUAGGAAAGCAAAAUCUUGGUCGAAUUUAGCCGUGCGUCCCUUUCACAGUUUAAAGAAGUGCAAAUAGUAGUACCUCAGUGAAGUGUGUUUGGACAUCUACAAUAUGCUUUGUAUACCAACAAUAUACCAAACAUACAUCAGAUAACCCUGGCAUAGCAUUGUUAGGAGUGAAACUAAACGUGUGCUUCUAGUCAAGUAUUGCAGAUACUUAGUACUAGACUAGUAGAUAGAGUAUGUGAAUGGACUAAAUGAUGAAAACGAUUAACGGUCAAGGAAGAAGUUAAAAGGUACAUAAAAAAGCACGCAGAACAGUUUUACCUACAUGAAAAUGCUAAAGUACUCGAACUACUGAUGUAAGUUGUAAGCUAACACCUAAGAUAACCUUUUUACCCACCGUAUAAAAUUCAUUUUGAAACUAUCACUUAUUAUUUGAAUAAUCUUGUGAUCUUAUCCCAUAUGGGAUACGAUUGGAAUUUGAGUACGGACUUUAUAUUGGCGUUCCUAGAAAAAUAUUCCAUUGAUAUUAAAAAAAAUUAAAAACUCAUUAAAAUCACUUUUUCGCCCACUUGUUGAGAAGUGUUUAAUUACCUAUUGAUGAACCGGUUAAAUACAUCGUUAAAGGAUAAUUUUUUUUUCUAACCAGCAUAAAUAAAUGCUGAUUCGCACAAAUUAACACAACACUUCACUAUAAACAUUCAAACAAGUUACUUUACUUAGGUAAUUUGGUGUGUUUAGGUACUAAAAAUGUUAAGUCAUAAAACCGAAAAUAAAUCCCAAUAUAAAUGGGAUAUCGUUUGGUUAAAUGUGAUUGGAAUCGCUUAUCUUCAUUUAGUGGCUAUUUAUGGGUUGUACGCAACGUUAUUUCAUGCUUCUUGGAAAACUAAUCUUCAUGCUUUUUACGUAGCAUUAAUCGGAAGUUUAGGAAUAACAGCCGGAUGCCACCGUUAUUGGUGCCAUAAAUCGUACAAAGCGAAACUUCCAUUACGACUUAUACUUCUAUAUUUUAACUCGUCGUUCUUUCAAAAUUGCAUUUAUGUUUGGGUGCGAGACCAUCGCGUUCAUCAUAAAUUUUCCGAAACCGAUGCGGAUCCUCACAACUCAGCCAGAGGAUUAUUUUUUAGCCACAUGGGUUGGCUGAUGGUUAAAAAACACCCGGACGUUCUUGAAAAAGGAAAAUCAGUACCCAUGGACGAUUUAAAAAACGACCCAAUAGUGAUGUUCCAAAAAAAAUAUUAUUUCGUUUUAAUGCCGAUGUUUUGUUUCAUUUUGCCGACGUUAAUCCCGUGGUAUUUUUGGAACGAAGAUUUGAAAACUGCGUUUUACGUCACCAUGUUUCGUUAUUGCUAUACAAUUAAUCUUACUUGGUGUUUAAAUAGUUUUUGUCAUACGAUUGGAUAUCGACCUUAUGAUAAAAAUAUGAAAGCCGUACAAAAUAACUUAUUGGGUCCUUUAACAAUUGGUGAAGGUUGGCAUAAUUAUCAUCACGUAUUUCCAUGGGAUUACAAAGCUUCAGAAUAUAUGGGAUACGGUUGGAAUUUGAGUACGGGCUUUAUCGAUUUAAUGGCGAAAAUUGGUUGGGCGUACGAUUUAAAGUCGGUUUCAAAGGAAAUGAUAGAAAAAAGAAUGUUACGAACCGGAGAUGGGUCUUUAGCUAUUAAUGGAAAGAAACAAAUUGGCGCCGAAACUAAAUGUUACGAGAGUUAUUUGUGGGGUUGGGACGACGUCGAUAUGAUUCCAGAGGAAAAGAAAGAUACCACCCGAUUAUUUCAGCAUAAUUAAAACAAGAUUUUUGUUGUAUUGCUUUUUUAUCAAUAAAUUUAUUUAAUUUGU
Onthophagus taurus is the source of this 1862-nucleotide messenger RNA. RefSeq names its product acyl-CoA Delta-9 desaturase-like. Lineage: Eukaryota; Metazoa; Arthropoda; Insecta; Coleoptera; Scarabaeidae. The record is from RefSeq and is a predicted model, not a curated record. Gene Ontology annotation, cellular component: endoplasmic reticulum membrane. Gene Ontology annotation, biological process: unsaturated fatty acid biosynthetic process. Gene Ontology annotation, molecular function: iron ion binding; stearoyl-CoA 9-desaturase activity.